AUGCUCGUAUUUCGAGAUUCUCAUACCAAGCUUACUGUCUCUCUCAUAAUGAUGCCGAUUUCGAUCAACAUUGCCGUCCAGAAGCCGCUCCCCGGGGUCGAGCCUGACACGACCAGCACCAAGACGGUUCAGCGGCAGUCCAUGCAACAGCCGGCAAAUCGGCUCAGGUUCGACCUGAAAUGCCGCUACUACGCAACUCGAGAUGAUAUUCCCCAGUGCUUGACAUCAUUGUGGAGGUAUCUGCUUCUCCCAAAGCACCAAAAACAACUGGCAGGAUGGGAGUUGCUGGGGAGAAGGUUGAGACGUGGGCAAAAUAUCGAGGACAAGACGCCGAAGAUUGUAUUUUUGGAAAUGAGGUUUGCUCAUAUUUGGCUGACCUACGACCAAAUGGGCGUUGCGAGACGUGCGUUUUUGGAUACUAUGGAAGCCCUUAGAGACAUCAUGUCAGGGUUGGCAAGGGCGAAUGCCGACGAGCGAGGCACUCUCGAUUGGAGGAAGGUUUUUUCGUUUGCUUGUCAUCCUCGCAUUGCCAGUGACUGUAAAAGGCCGUGGGGCAUCGAGCCAGCAGGAUAUUACUGUCACCCUCUCGAACAGGGUGGGCCAAGUGGUAGUGCGCAGAAGGCAACCCAGGAGCUUCUCCUCAAGUACAUGGAGGUGACAGAUCCCGUUUGUGGAAUGAAAUUGGCAACGACCUCGAGUUCCGUCGCCCUUCGAGAGGCUCGCAGGCGAGUUGACCGGAGCGACGACAACACACAACCUCUCUGGAAUGCCAUUAUGUUUUCUUCGGUUCUCGGGCCCAACCCUCUUCAGCUCGAUGUUGACUUGGCCGUCUUCACAACAAAGAAGGUCGUCAAGUGGUACGACGAGCUUCUUUCCUUGUGUAAGGUUGCUGUGCAAUCUCAAGGCAUUGAGAGUCGAGUGGACAUUGCGGUCGCCCUUGCUAAAAAACUGCAAGUAGCGUCUGAACGGGGGGACGCCGCAUCAGAUAGAGUGUCGGUCACAUCCGAGUCCGCGUCUGAGAAGACUCUCUGUGGUGAGAAAGAUUGGGGUUUAGGCAAGGUGACUGUUGUUGAAAUCGAGGAUGUCAGGGAUUCGGCGAGGUACGAGGAUCGAGAGGAGCUGGCUCAGCCCAGAAAGGCAAGAUGGUGGAGAAGAGCGCUGGCAUCUUUCGUCACCAAAGUCCGGGCCUCGCAUCGCCAACGGCAACAGGAGGAGGCAAACAAGCUCGCAGUGGCGCAACGACCCGGAGUUACCAUGGUCGAGGUUAGCAAAGUGACGACUGUCAAUAUUGACCACUUGUCGUGUGAGCGACGGCGGACACAGGCGAUCCGCGAGAAAGUGGGCAAAUUGAACCGGGCAGACGAUGCCAUGAUGCAGGGAGUAAGAGAUAUUUUGGAGCGCAGCAAGAAACUCAACAAGGAGCUCAAAAGCUUGCAAAAGGACCUGAUGAAGUACGCCUAUCGUCGCUCGCGUGGGGGUAUGUCCUUGUGGGCUCCUGAAGAAGCGCGUUUGCGGGGCUCAACGUUCUGGCAGCAGCAGCAGGGACAGCACGGACAGACCCUUGAUGCAGACAGCGCGGCGGGAAGGCCUUGGGGCGCGCCGUUGGACGAUCAUCGCUGUGGCUACGAUACCCUGCAGCCUAGGGCGUUUUCUCUGUCUGCCAUUCUUUGCACAAGGCGACGUGCGCAGGCCAUGGAGACAGGAAAUGGCGAAAUAACGGGCUUGUCCAUUUGGCGUCGUCACAUUCUCCUAUUUCGUGGAAUGCUCUUGAUAAAUCUUGUUUCCCUCGUUCGAUACCUCAAUAUUCGGGGAUGUGCGCCCCUGAGAUGA
Colletotrichum tamarilloi is the source of this 1830-nucleotide messenger RNA. RefSeq lists its product as uncharacterized. The coding region runs from base 1 to 1830 and encodes 609 amino acids. The transcript has 5 exons. The record is from RefSeq and is a predicted model, not a curated record. Lineage: Eukaryota; Fungi; Ascomycota; Sordariomycetes; Glomerellales; Glomerellaceae.